Messenger RNA from Castor canadensis (American beaver), 2032 nucleotides. It is a transcript of the gene Rrp1, whose product is annotated as ribosomal RNA processing 1. Gene Ontology annotation, cellular component: nucleus; preribosome, small subunit precursor. The record is from RefSeq and is a predicted model, not a curated record. NCBI's taxonomy places the organism in Eukaryota, Metazoa, Chordata, Mammalia, Rodentia, Castoridae. Gene Ontology annotation, biological process: rRNA processing.
GAGCGUUGUGUGCGGAAGCUUGGGGGUCCGGCGGUCUCUCUGGCGUCGCCAUGGUUCCACGCGUGCAGCUCCCGCCUGAGAUCCAGCUCGCGCAGCGCUUGGCGGGGAACGAUCAGGUGACCCGGGACCGAGCGGUGCGGAAGCUCCGGAAGUACAUCGUCGCCCGGACCCAGCGGGCCGCAGGUGGUUUCACACAUGACGAGCUACUGAAGAUAUGGAAGGGACUGUUUUACUGCAUGUGGAUGCAGGACAAGCCACUCCUGCAGGAAGAACUAGGAAGGACCAUUUCCCAGCUUACACAUGCUUUUCAGACCACAGAGGCACGACACCUGUUCCUGCAGACCUUCUGGCAGACCAUAAACCGUGAGUGGGCAGGCAUCGAUAGACUGCGCCUGGACAAGUUCUACAUGCUCAUGCGGAUGGUCCUGAGUGAGUCCUUGAAGGCUGUGAAAGCACAAGGAUGGGAAGAAAGACAGGUUGAGCAGCUUCUGGAACUGCUGACCACUGAGAUCCUGCACCCUAACGGCGAGGCCCCCAAUGGAGUGAAGAGCCACUUCCUCGAGAUCUUCCUGGAGGAGCUGAGCAAAGUGGGCGCUGCAGAGCUCACUGCGGACCAGAAUCUGCAGCUCAUUGACCCCUUUUGCAGGAUUGCUGCCUGCACUAAUGAUUCCUUGGUUCUGCAUAAUAUCACCCGGAGCAUCUUGGAGAUGAUUGUGGAGCAGGCACCGUUGGCCAUUGAGGACCUGAUGAAUGAACUGGACCAGCAGAAGGCGGAGGAUGAGGUGUCAGAUGGCGAUGAUGAGUUGUCAGAAGGCUCCUUCUGUAGGGCUGAUCCUGAGAUGGAUGAGGAGCAGGCAGAGGACGAUGGGGACAGCUCUGACCCUGUGCUCCAGUUUGACUAUGAGGCAGUUGCUAACAGAUUGUUCGAGCUGGCCAGUGGUGAGAGCACUCCUUCUCAGAACAGGAAGCGUCUCUACAAAGUGAUCCAGAAGUUGCGGGAGCUGGCUGGAGGCACCUUCCCUGAGGAUGAUGUCCCAGAAAAAGCCUACAAGAAGCUGCUUGAAGGGAGGAGGGAACGGAAAAAGAAGCGUUUGCUUAAAUCACAGUCGCAGGAGAAAGCAGGGGAAGGCAAGGAGAAGGCCUUGAGUCCAUACCCAGACUUGGGGGUUGAGAGGAAGAGGAGCAGGCGGAAGGUUGAGAGAGCCGGGUCCACAGUACCCGCGGAGACCCGCGGCCAGAGAGGGGCUCAUGGAAGGAGGAGGAAGAGGUCUCGACAGCUGCACAGGUGCAAAGCAAGGGUGGCUGGUGUUCAGCAGCCAGAGAAGAAGAGGAAACAGUCCCUGGAGAACAGGAAAUGACGCACUGGCCCAGAAUGGGUGGGAGUCGUGCUUGCUGCUGGCUUCUCAUUUGCACCAAGUUGAAACUCUCCUAGCUUCCUGUAGGGAAGAAGCCAGGGAUAGGACAAAGAGGUGGACCUUCUUUCAGAGCCAGCCUUCAAGGAAAUGCACUUUCCUCAGGCACCACCUGUGUGCAGUGUCUGGAUGAGAAAUUCAAACAUCAGACUCCACCCACAUCGGACAUGGUGCCUCUCUAUAGUCCCAGCACUUGGGAGGCAGGAGCAUCACGAGUUCCAGGCUGGCCUGGGCUACACAGUGUAGAAAGACCCUGUCACAGACAAACCCCCAACUCCACCUGUGUCGGGGACGGUCACCUAGGCCGUGAGCUGUCUUUAAAAUAAAACAUGCGUCCUUAGCAAAGCACUGUAGCUUCUGAUGUUUGAAUGGACGCACUUGUGUAUGAAGUGACAGGUGCACUUUCCUGAGCAGUGUUUACGGGAGAGUCAUUGUAACAAUUACAGGUAGACUUGCACUGUACAUUGUUUGAUCACCCUCCACCUCCUCCCACACCCUCCUUCCAGCCCAAUGUAAAGCAGUUACAGGAGGUUUCAUUGUUCUGUUUUGUAUAUGCGUGUGAGUUCUAGCAACCAUAUUCCCUCACCUUCAUCUCCUUCAUUCACUCCCUGCUCCCACAG